Molecule: messenger RNA, 671 nt
Organism: Cottoperca gobio
Lineage: Eukaryota; Metazoa; Chordata; Actinopteri; Perciformes; Bovichtidae
Gene: rnmt
Product: RNA (guanine-7-) methyltransferase
Exons: 5
Coding region: 157-657 (166 amino acids)
Biological process (GO): 7-methylguanosine mRNA capping
Cellular component (GO): nucleus
Molecular function (GO): mRNA 5'-cap (guanine-N7-)-methyltransferase activity
Source: RefSeq, a predicted model, not a curated record
UAUUGAUUAGAUCGGUGCAAAUGUAUCAAACUUCUCUUCUGAAACACACAUUUUCGUCUAUUGACAUGUUUAUCUGUUGCGACGCUGAAAUAUGACGUAGCACCACCGGAAGCUACUCAGAGCGCACGCGUCUUGUCCGCAGAGCGUCUGUGCACGAUGGAUCUUCAGUCUGCCAGAAAUGAAACCGUGAAGGAGGACGAAGGAGGGAACAGGGGAGGAGGCAAAGCAGCGGUGAAGAGGAGACAUGAGGAAGAGGAGGAGCAGACCUCUUCCACCAAGGUGCUUGAUCACAGUGUGAAGGUGGCGAGUCACUACAACAGCCUGCAGGAAGUCGGUCUGGCUGCGCGAAGUCGAAGCAGAAUCUUCUUCAUGAGAAAUUUCAACAACUGGCUGAAGAGCAUACUGAUCGGCGAGGUCCUGGAGCAGGUGCGAGGGGCGGGACCUCAGCAGGUGUCUGUGCUGGACCUCGGUUGUGGGAAAGGUGGAGACCUGCUGAAGUGGAGGAGAGGAGGAAUCCAUCACCUGGUCUGUGCAGAUAUAGCAGCAGUGUCUGUGGAUCAGUGCCAGAGUCGCUACGAAGACAUGAAGAAGAAAAGUCACGUUAACGAGAAAAUCUUCAGUGCUCAAUUUAUCAACGCAGACUGCACCAAGGUAUAACCGCAACACCUAGA